UUCUCCGUCAACAAACGUCCGUCAACCCACCUCUCUACAUUUCUCCUUAUCCUCAUUCAACCAAAUACAUCCCGUUGGUUGGAUAAUUGGGUUAAGGCUCAGCACCCGCUUCGUCACGCUCAAAGGCCGGGUAGCCGCCGGACGUCUGCUUUCCUCAAAUGCGUGCUUCUCGUCAUCUUCUCCCCACCAUUAAAUAAUGAAUUUCUAUCCAUCUCCAGUGAAGUACAACUUAUGACAACCGAAGAGGCACUCUUCUACUCUUCUCCUGUUGACACGAUAUCAAUUUGCAAUUGUGAAAUACAUUUCAAAGGUGAAGACUGAAGCCUGGUUGUAUUAUUAGGUUUAUUCUGAGCUCAAACAGGUCCAAGUACACUUUGGAGACCAUUGGUGAACAUCACAAGUGCAAGGAAGGUGCAAGAAUACAAGAAAAAAAGUGAAGAUCUCGUUUUUGGUCUGUACCCGGUCAAGUAUGACCUAUACCCGGUCGGGUACCCUUCUGAAAAAUCGAAUCAAAUCAAAUCCGGGAACAAGGCAUCAUGCGGGAAGAUUUUAACACGUUCGGGUGUCCAUACCCGAUCGGGUGACCGACAGACCCGAUCGGGUAUGACCCAUUUUCCAGCUUCGAAGAAGCCACCUUUUAUACCCGAUCGAGUGAGCUGAAAGCCCGAUCGGGUACACGACCCUGCAGGCCUAAAAAACCUAUAAAUACACCCCAUUUCCUCCACAAUAAACCACCA
Cuscuta epithymum is the source of this 737-nucleotide messenger RNA. Lineage: Eukaryota; Viridiplantae; Streptophyta; Magnoliopsida; Solanales; Convolvulaceae. The record is from the annotation of a GenBank genome assembly.